AUGCGGUGGAGUAUGGUGCCCUGGCAUCAAACAGCACCGAUCCUUACCAUCUUGGAUGCCGGCUGCCAACAGAAGCCGGAGCCUGGCGCCACGAUCUCUGUGGAAGGCUCUCCGUUCUCCAAGACUCGGGUCAACGUCACCGAACCAACGCCGACCAACACAUAUGUGUCGAACUACAACAACGGCCCUAUUAGCUUGGGCGGCAAGGUCGGCAUCGCCAUUGGAGGCAUCCUUCUUAUACUUGCCCUAGCGGGUUUCUGCAUAGUCUGGAACGGAAAGAGACGGCGCAGAGCAUUCUUGAAGAAGCUCGAGAUGAGGCAGCAGAGCGGCGGCCGCUCUGGCUGGCCUACGCCCCUCAACACCACCGGCAUCAGCGGUACUCCGCUCAGCCAGAAGCCUUUACGAAGCUGGGAUGACACCCCAAGCACCCAAGGACCUACGCGAGGUUGGGACGAAUCUCCCCUGAGUCCCCAGGGAGAGAAAGCUUUCCCAAGAUACUUCUCGCCGUACUCGUCCCAGUACAACAGCCCGGUCAGUGGCAAUGAGGCGCCGAGCAUGCAGUGGCCGGUGAACGACUCGGUUCCUCGGGGGCCACCACAGGAAAUUGGGAUCGCGCUCGGAGGUGAUGAUCCCCAGGGCAGCUGGAACGAUUCGAAAGGGAAAGAAAGGUCGGAGUCCUAUGAGCUGAGGGAAGUUGAGCCUGAUUGGGAAGCAAGGCAGAGGCACCCUAGCCCUCCUGUCCUACAGCAUCCAGGAUACCCAAGAUACGCGGAGCAUAACCCAGCAGCGUACCACGGCUUAACGGAAGAGGAUCUGAGGAGAGGUUUUGCAGUGUAA
Molecule: messenger RNA, 837 nt
Organism: Colletotrichum spaethianum
Lineage: Eukaryota; Fungi; Ascomycota; Sordariomycetes; Glomerellales; Glomerellaceae
Exons: 2
Coding region: 1-837 (278 amino acids)
Source: RefSeq, a predicted model, not a curated record